Chaetomium strumarium is the source of this 1476-nucleotide messenger RNA. Its product is annotated as Sodium/calcium exchanger protein-domain-containing protein. Lineage: Eukaryota; Fungi; Ascomycota; Sordariomycetes; Sordariales; Chaetomiaceae. The transcript is spliced from 4 exons. Bases 1 to 1476 code for a protein of 491 amino acids. Gene Ontology annotation, molecular function: calcium:proton antiporter activity. Gene Ontology annotation, biological process: calcium ion transmembrane transport; intracellular calcium ion homeostasis. Gene Ontology annotation, cellular component: fungal-type vacuole membrane. The record is from RefSeq and is a predicted model, not a curated record.
AUGGGAGGUAGCAGCAGCUUAGAGAGCCAUCGCCUAACAGAUCCUGCAGUCCACCCUAAGGUCCGCGAUCAUUUACGCCGGAUGACCUUCCCAGUACAUGCCAACGGCCGCGCCAACGGCUACAUCGUCCCGUCCAACACCGAGGUUAUGGACGACGACGGCGAGGUCAGGCCCCUCUUGGGCAACCGCCAUACUUCCCACAGCUUGCGACCCGAGCAUAACUUCUGGCGCCACCUGUUCCUGAAUCCCACCAGCAGCCCCGGAACUGACGAUCCGAACCCCUUCCGCCGGUGGCCGGCGCGCGUCUGGAACGUGACCAAGGUCACGCUGUUUAGCUCAUGGAUCAACCUCCUUCUCAUCUUUGUCCCCCUGGGCAUCGUCGCCGGCGAGCAGAAAUGGGGCGCCGGUUGGGUGUUUUCACUCAACUUCUUCGCCAUCAUCCCGCUGGCGGCCGUUCUCUCGUUCGCCACCGAGGAGAUCGCCCACCGGUUGGGCGAGACGCUUGGGGGGCUGGUGAACGCCACCUUCGGAAAUGCUGUGGAGCUGAUUGUCAGCAUUGUCGCGUUGCGCGCGGGCGAGAUCGAGGUCGUGCAGGCGUCCAUGCUGGGGUCCAUCCUGUCCAACCUGCUCCUUGUCCUGGGCAUGUGCUUUGUCCUCGGCGGCUUCUACAACAUGCGCGGCCCCCACGGCGAGGGCAUUGAGCAGAGCUUCGCGCAAGGCACGGCGCAGACGACGUGCUCGCUCAUGGCCCUCGCCUCGGCAUCCAUGAUCCUGCCCGCCGCCCUCUACGGCGUCCUUGACCAGCAAGAGGAGGAUCAUAAGCAGGCUAGUAUUCUGGUCCUCUCGCGCGGCACCUCCAUCAUCCUGUUGGUCCUCUACUGCCUGUAUCUCUGCUUCGCCCUGCGCACGCACAAGCAGCUGUUCGAGCCGGAGGCCGGUAGCAGACCGCAGACUGAGGAGGAGCACACGCCGAUCCUGAGCCCCUGGUCGGCCGCGCUUGUGCUGGUGGCCACGACGGUGAUCAUUUCGUUCUGUGCCGACUACAUGGUGGACAGCAUCGAUGCAUUGGUUGCGACCGGCAAGAUUAGCAAGACCUUCAUCGGUCUAAUCCUCAUUCCCAUUGUCGGAAAUGCGGCCGAGCACGUCACGGCGUGCGUCGUAGCCGUGAAGGACAAGAUGGACUUGGCCAUGGGUGUGGCGAUCGGAUCGAGCAUUCAGAUUGCGCUGCUUGUCACUCCCGCGCUGGUCAUGCUUGGCUGGGCGAUUGGGCAACCCAUGACUCUGCAUUUCGAGACAUUCGAAACCGUCGCCUUUGCCCUCUCAGUCCUGGUCGUCACCUACACUGUGCAGGACGGCAAGUCUAACUACCUCGAGGGAGCAAUGCUCCUCGGGCUUUACAUGAUCAUCGCACUAGCUUUCUGGGCCAGCCCAACAGAUGCCUUCCCCAAGACAUCAAUUCCCCUUACCUGGAAUUAA